AAACAGCUGGGAAUGUUCUAAAAAUACAGCCAAAGGGUUAUGCUGACUUGUUUUUCACUUCGAGGGGCUUCACUACGCAACUUUUAUUUUUGUGUGCCUUCUGGUACUAGGCGCCGUCUCCAUCAGGACCAAGUGAAAAACAACACCGCAUCCCGUGGAAAGGUAUAAUUAAGGAUAAAUUAUGCACAUUUGAGUGGGGUAUUCUCUUUUCAAUAAAGCUAUCAGGGAUUUUGAUGGCAGCUAAUGAUGAGAAGAAGCAAGUACUUGAAGAAGAAGCAAUGGGAUUACCUUCAAAUCUUGACUUUGGAAAAACUGUUAAGCAAAAGGCUGAUUUGUCCAAUUCUUCAAAGGUAGCACAGACUAAGUGUUCUUCAGAAAUUGAACAAGGCAGUGUGCUUCAACCUUCAGAUCAGAUAAAGAAUGGGCUUGAUGAAAAUAAAAAUAAUAAACUGCAAGAAUACAGACCAGAGAAUGUGGCAGGUGGUGAAUGUGAUCAACAUGAGGAAGCUAAUACUAAUACCAUCCUUGAACUGUCAGAAGGCACCACUCCUCGUCACAAGACUAAUGAAUGCCAAAGUAACUGUCAUCUUGAAGAGAAUCAACUUGAGCUUUCAAAAACUCCUACUCCAAGUGAAAAUUCAUUACCAACUACUCCAUUCUCAACAGGAAAAUCCAGAUCCAGAAAAAAUCCUGUACCUAAGAAACAUCUUACACCCCCUGGGCCAACAGAAAACCAGCCUGAACAGAGUAUAGAAAAUGGUGAAAUCCAAAUGCCACCAGCCAAGGUUUAUAAGAAGAGAGGGAGAAAGUCGAAAGCAGAGUUGUUGGCCCUGCAACUUGAACAAGGCCUCCCUGUGACACCUGAGCCUGCUAAGACACUUUUGGAAGACCAUAAUUCUGCAAAUGAUGUGGCUCCUAUUGAGCGGCCAAAAAGAAGAGCUGCCAAAGCUGCUUUGCAGUACCUACGCACCCUUGCAGAAGAGUUGGGAGUUGAUAGUCAGCCUACAGGAGUGGUUCCUGAGGUGUCAAAGAGCAUCAUCUCCACUUCAAAUAUAGAAUCUGAAACCCCCCUGAAACGAAAGAGAGCAAUAAAGAAGCAUCGUGAGGAUGAUGUGACUGAUGAUGCUGAUUUUGUUCUGCCGGAUGCUGUGUCUAAUAGUGAAAAAGAAGAGGAGGAUACUGAUGAAGAAUAUGAUUUUCAAGACUCUGAUUCUGGUCCAGAGGAGAGAUGUAACAAACUUAAAGGAUCCAUCACUAAACCAAAGCUGAAGGGCACUGCUGCUAAUGGUUUGCCAAAUAAUGUGAUGGGACCUGUUUGGAACUGUUUUAACAUGACAAAGGAAUUUCGAGAACAGCACUUUGCUUCAUGGGUGUUUCCAGAAUGGAUUCCAUCAAUGAAAAACUGGAAGUUUUUAACAGAUAUGGAAGCUGUCAAGUAUUUGCCCAAAGAAAAACUAUCACCACCUUUUAUGGUGAAAAGGGAGGGACUUGAUGAUGAUACUUCAAUUCACAGAAUUAACAGAUUUCAGUCUGUGUCACCACAUCAUGAACGCUGGGACUUUGCAUUUUUUGUUGGAGGACCAGUGUGGUCAAUGGAAUGGUGCCCAACCCCAGAUGGAUCAUCAGCCUCUCAGUUUGUUGCCAUUUACUGUAACAAUGGAAUGGAUGAUAGGCACAAGCAUUGUGCCUUACAUUCAGAACCAGCAUUGCUUCAGAUCUGGAAGCUGGGCAACCUUUGUCAUGAUUCUUGUCCUUCUUCCAAAGCAAUCUUUUCAUAUGGAAUUGCUUUAGAUUAUGGAUGUAUAUGGGAUAUGAAAUGGUGCCCAAGUGGAGCAUGGGAGACUUUUGAAACUUAUAGGAAGUUUCCUCAGGUUCCUAGACUUGGACUAUUGGCUGCUGCAUUUUCAAAUGGACAAAUUGCUGUCUUCAGUCUGCCUUAUCCAGAGUCUUUGGCAAACUACAAGAAAUCUCAUUAUAAAGGAUCUGGAAAUGAAGAUCAAAUGAUAUGCAAGGUCCAGUGCACAGUCCUUUUGGAAGUUGGCUCAUUUCAGGCAAACAAUAAUAAUCCAUGUGGACAGUGUCUAUGUAUAGACUGGGUGCCAAUGAAAGACCAUCAAUUUGUGGGUGCUGGCUUUUUUGAUGGUACAGUUGCAUUAUGGAGCUUGACCACAAAGUCUGCAUUGCUGAAGAUAAGGACAAGUGGUGGAUCAAUUACCAUCUUUCCAUAUCACAGCUUCUUAGCACAUGAUCAUGCUGUACGAUUUUUAACUUGGUGCAAGGCCAGUAGCGAUUUUAUAAUCACUGCAAGUGAGGACAGAAAGUUGAAAUUCUGGGAUCUCAGAAGAACUUACGAGCCUGCUGUGGCAGUAAAACGUAACCUCAGCACAGAGGUUUCAUGGUUGUUGCACUGGUGUGGAAUAUCUGUAGCACAGGAAAACUGCUUUGCAGCUUAUGGACUCAGUGGAAUCCACUAUGUUGAUGCUGGAUAUCUUGGUUUUAAACCAUACUUUGUUGCUCCCAGAAGAGGAACUGUAUGGAGUUUAUCUGGUUCUAACUGGCUCAAUACUUAUGCCUCUGGAGACAACACAGGAGAAUUGCUAAUGAUGGUGCUGCCUAAUAUAACAACCAAUCCAAAUAAUGUCAAGCGUCCCUCUGAGCGCCGAUUUCCAGUUUACAAGGCAGACCUUAUCGAGUAUGGCAGAUCUGACAAAGAUCCUUUAAAUGUCGAGGCAGAAACCAACAGUGAGACAAACAGUGCUGUUCCACUUUGCCAACCACAGCUAUACAGUGAAGCAAUAGAAAAGUAUUAUGUUCUGUUUGAUGACACAGAUAUGAGGACCUUCAAAAAUUUCAACAGAAGAGAACCAAUGAAACGUAUGUACACAACAGAAUCAAAAGGAUCAAUUUUUGUAGACAGAAUGCCUCUUGAUUCCAUAUAUAAGGUACGCUUCAGUCCCAACAUUGAUUCCCAUAACUGGCUUCUUUCUGCAGGGCAGGCUGGUCUUGUAAGAGGACACUGUCUUCGAGGAAUGAACAGUUCUGUUCUAAACAAACUUAUCCGGGAAAGCAAUGCUCAGUUUUGUGCUAUGUAUAAUUCUGAAGGAAAUGGAUCAUGUGAAAUGCCAGUAAAAUCUGUUAAACAUAGUAUAGACACCAUUAUAGAGGUACAAUAAGUGUAUAGCACAGCAUACCGAAACAAUAGUGAAACAAGAACAAAAUAUACUGGUUACCAGAAACUGGUUAAGGAGACAAACAUCAAGGAUUAUUUUAACCUUGAACUGAUUCCUGUGUAGUCCUGUUAACUUCAAAAUUUGAUAUCUUACUUCUCAGUUUAGUCAGUUUAAUCAUUUUUUCUACUAGUUGUUUAAAAACUCAUUUUUUAAGAGUUUCUAUAAACCAUGUCUUAGGCCAUUUUUAUUCAUAUGUUUUACUCAGAAGUAAUUUAUAGGUGUCUUGUCUUGAUUUAAGAAAUAUUUUUCUUCAGUUUAACCAAACAUGUCUUCACGUGAAAUCUUUUUUUUUUCUUUUUCUGUUCAUUUAGCCAAGUAUACAAAGCAUAUAUUUGAAAGGAUUCAAAAAUCUAUGUAAUUAUUUUAACAAAAAUGAUUAUUUUAUUCUUUGAAAUAAUUUGUUGUAUGCCACUGUUAUUGAUACAUUUUAAAUUAAUGAGGAAAAUGAGUUGCUGGAAAUAAUAGGUACAAAAUAUUGUAAAAUCAGGGUUUAAUGUUUCUUGAGCAUUUACAUAAAAUCACCCUAUCUUUGAUUUAUAUCCAUUAAUUAAUGCAGGUCUAUUUGAGUAAAAAAAAUCCUGAUAACUGGGAUAUUAAAGCAUGUUAACUACACUGAGGCCUUCACCAUAAAACUGCUGUAUGCAUGUUAUUUUGCAAAGUAUUAAACAUAAAAUGCUUUUGAUUUUUGUCAAUGAUGUAAAUAAACAGUGCUGUGCUUUUUUGUAAUAAUAGGUUGUUUAUAUUGUAUAUAAUAAGCAACACAGCACUUUCAAAAUUUGGCAAAAAGUAAUUUUAUGUUGUAAA
This is a messenger RNA of Polypterus senegalus (gray bichir), 4034 nucleotides long. It is a transcript of the gene gtf3c2, whose product is annotated as general transcription factor IIIC, polypeptide 2, beta. Gene Ontology annotation, cellular component: transcription factor TFIIIC complex. NCBI's taxonomy places the organism in Eukaryota, Metazoa, Chordata, Cladistia, Polypteriformes, Polypteridae. The record is from RefSeq and is a predicted model, not a curated record. Gene Ontology annotation, molecular function: protein binding. The transcript is spliced from 19 exons. The coding region runs from base 234 to 3173 and encodes 979 amino acids. Gene Ontology annotation, biological process: transcription by RNA polymerase III.